AUGGAGAGCUUCCAGCUGAAGAACCUGAACCCUGCGCAGCUGUUUCAGCUGUUGUUCCUCACCGUGCUGGAGCUGGCAGAGCGCUUCCAGAUCAACCUGAGGGGGCGGCCGCGUGUUUUCAUGCGGGAAGAACCUGAUGAGGAAAACCCACCAGAAGCUGUCCAGCCACCACCGGUGCCAGCUCAUGGGCCAGUACGUGCUCGCAGAUGCCAGAGUGCCUGCCGCUUCUGCGUGCAAGGCUGCGACCGAACGCAAAGACUGCGACGCAUGUUGCAGGAAGAACAGCUGAACUGCCAGAGCGUUCUCUGUACUUGGUUGUUGUCAAUGUUUGCAUGGGGACACUUUAGCGUGCAACGAGUACAAAAGAUCAGUGCUUUGGUUAUGAAAGAUUUGAAGAGUGCUGAGACUUCUGAAACAAUCUGGAAUGACCUGGAGACAUUAUCCAAGUUAGGAACUGAAGGUCUGUACGCGAACAAGAUGCACACGGAGCUCAUGGGCAAAUGCAAAGGCUUGUCUAACCUACCGACUUUUGUGAUCUCCCGAGCUCAAGCCAUGGACGUGCUUUGCGACCGCGAUGAGUCCCCGUGGUUCAGGGUCCUUUCAGGAAUGGUGCACAAGUUUUACAAUGGCUGUCCAUGGCAACGAAAGGAGGACCAUUCCGCAGGGUUCCACGAACGUUCUCGCUUUCAGUGGGGAAGUUGGGAAAUCAAGACCAUGAAUGGCCUUGUGGUUCCUCGAUGGGAUCUUUGGAUGUCGAACCGUGGCAAAGCUCGAGACUUUUUCGAAAGUUGGCUACAUGUGCAGAUGCGAGGCUCUCCAGGCAGCGACCUCACCUACCAAGUAUUGGUCUUCUUGGAUCGGCUCUUCAUGGCAGGCUUGAAGCUAUAUGGUGAAGACCACCGAGAUGUCUUUGAAAAUCCUGAAGACUUCUUUGUGCGAAUGCUGCGACAUGAAGGGUACCGUGUCGAAGAUCAGAAAAUAUGGCUUGUUGACGAGAGCAGCGGCUGGUGGGAGGAGAAAAAGCCAUGUGGUCUAAAUUUGAAGGAAGCGUUUGACUUGUUGCACGAUGUGAAACUAAAAGACAUCAUGCAGCAGUGGGUUGAACCCAGUGCCUGGCCCCGCGGCGCCGCCCUGGCCGAAGCCACGUGGAGCGGCCGCCACCGCCCGGGCUUCGGCGACUUCCAACGACGCCUGGAGCUGCUGCAGCCGGAGCUGCGACGAAUGCAGGUGAAUUUUCGCGAUGCAGAUGGUCAGCAAGCGCUGUCGACGGCAAAGGCAAUCGAGGUGCACCGUGCAGCUUGGCCGUUCUCCAUUUGGGGACCCUUGAUGGCCUCGUAUGCCUCGCUGGCCUGGCUUUGUUUCUUCGCACGUGGAGACAAGAAGGAGCGAAAGGAGCUGAAGGACCUGAUGUGGCUGGAUUUGCACGAGGCACUCUUGGCCCAUGUCAGGCAGGGAUGUGGUGCUACACUCCGUGGUAUCAUUUUUUCCUUGGAUCAGCUGGCAGUGAAGAAUUUUGGGCAUCAGAAACUGGUAGCCGCUGAGCUCAAGACGCUUGGACUGGACAUCGCGGUGCAUUACCUGGACGACGGGCUGUUGGCUGGCGACCUUGGCGCUGUCAGCGCGGCCUUACGUCUCGUGCAGCAGCGGGCGGCCCACCUUGGCUUGGACCUCAACCUGGCAAAGUGCGAAGCGGUGGCACUUCACCCCCAAGCCGUGCCAACUCUCCAUGGAGCCUUGCCUGAUGCCUUGCCGCGCCAUGCCGAUGGCACUUGCAAAGUUUCGCAGAACUUUGAGUUCCUUGGAGCAGCAGUGGGGGACGCUGCUUUUAUGCAAUCCCACACUAAGGAACGAGCUGCGAAAGCUGGCGACCUGCUGGAUGCCAUCGGAGUGCCCGAAGAUCCCCAGGUUGCUCUUCGUCUCUUACGGGCUUGCGGCGGUUUUACCCGGAUGGUCCACAGCAUGCGGUGCACUCCUCCUACUGCCCACCGCCUGGCCCUCAACAUGUUUGACGGGAUGGUCCGCCGAUGCUUCGGUGACUUUAGCGGCAUCCAUCCAUCAGAUGGCCAAUGGGACCAGGCCACGCGCGGCCUCAACUUUGCAGGGCUCGGGCUCCGGGCCACCUCCCUGCAUGCUGCUGGUGCUUACAUCGCUUCAGUGGGUGCCAGCCUAGAAGCUUGCGUGGACAUUGACUCUGCCUUCUCUGCUACGGCCGUGAAGGCCGCAGCGGGCUUGCAGGAGGGCGUGGCCGGCUUGAACCAUUCGACACUUGGUGCCCGCAGUAUUGGACGCCAUGAGCCACCAUGCCGCGAUGUGCACGUGGUCUUCAAAUGGGCCGACCGUGCAGGGUUGCGCCCCGAGAAAGAGCCCACCCGGCUCCUAUUGCCCCAGUGCCCUGACGACACUUCGGCUGCCUGUCGUCGCCCUGCGGAUGUCUAUAUUCCUGCCAUGGCCGGGGGACCUGUUGCACUUGACGUCGCCGUUACGGCGCCACAGCGACAGGAAACCAUUGCCCAGGCAGCUCUCAUAGCUGGCGCGGCUGCCGCGGCCUAUGCAGCGCACAAAGCCCAACACCUUCAAACUGCCGAAGAUUGCCGCCGUCAGGGGGUGACCUUCACUCCAAUGGUUGUGGAAGCCACUGGCACCUGGGACCUGGCUGCAGCAAAGGUGUUGAAGCACAUGGCUCAGGCUGCGGCCGCUCGCUCUUCCAAUCCCGGCGACUCCUACAGCCUCUUGCUGCAAGAGCUUUGCGUGGUGGUUCGCAGCUGGCGAGCUCGGGUGGUUCUCCGCCGUCGCUGCGAAGCUCCACCUUCCGGCUAGAUCUUUCGAUGGCGGGCCCUUCUGAGAGCCGGGCCUCCUUUUCCUCGCACCUUUGCAGUGGCACUUUGGUUUUUGUCACCCUGCAUUUCUUUCGCGAGUUCACCUCGCUUUUCCUUCGGGAUCUGUACAACUUCAUUUUCUUGAUCCCAUUUUUGGCGCCUUGUAGCUCGUCCUCAAUUUGGCGUACGAGCAAGCCCGUGGAAUCCACGAGGUUUUUUGCCCCUUUUUGCCCCCGGAGCCACUGCCCCUUUUCCUGCUUGGCAGUGUGCUGUUUCUCCCUCAACCAGAGAAUCCCUCUGGUUUCAAU
Molecule: messenger RNA, 3124 nt
Organism: Cladocopium goreaui
Lineage: Eukaryota; Dinophyceae; Suessiales; Symbiodiniaceae
Source: the annotation of a GenBank genome assembly